UAUAUUAAUAAUAAUAUUAACAAUAAUGAUACUAAUAAUAGUAAGAUAUUUAACCAUAAAACCAAAAUUCUGCUUAAAAACCGGCAAGAAGCAACAAAAAGACACAUAUGUAAAAACAAAACAAAUGCAUCUUCAGUUUAAUUCAUCCAUUGUCCGGAAUAUUUGGAGGGGUUGUAUCAACAAUCACAUUUUUCAGAGUCUUCUCCUCAUCAAACUAACACAAUCAUUAAUUUUUUUUUUCUUUUAACAAAAAAUGUAUCAACAAUAAUGAACACGUACGGUAUACCAAACAAACAAAAACAUGCAUUAAUCAUUUGAAUACACAAAUAUACAUAUAUCUAUAUUCAUACAGCUACCAUAUAUAAUGGCGAGCUUGUCCAACCAGCCAUCGAAGAAGGCAAUGCGGACCCCUGGUGGCUCUUCCGGGGGCGGGGGCGGAGGUGGAGGCAGCUCACAGGGGAACCGUGGCUCAACCGGCCAAACCGUGAAAUUUGCAAGAAGAACUUCCAGCGGUAGAUACGUUAGCCUGUCUAGAGAAGACUUGGACAUGUCAGGGGAAUUUUCCGGGGAUUACAUGAACUACACCGUUCACAUUCCUCCGACCCCGGACAAUCAGCCCAUGGAUACCUCAGUGGCUGCAAAAGCCGAGGAACAAUAUGUUUCAAAUUCUCUAUUCACCGGUGGAUUCAACAGCGUGACACGGGCCCAUCUGAUGGACAAGGUGAUCGAAUCACAGGUGAAUCAUCCACAAAUGGCUGGAUCAAAGGGCUCCUCGUGCGCCAUGCCAGCUUGCGAUGGCAAAGUUAUGAAGGACGAGAGAGGAGAAGAUGUUAUCCCCUGCGAAUGCAGGUUCAAAAUAUGUAGAGAUUGCUACAUGGACGCCCAAAAGGACACAGGUCUAUGUCCAGGAUGCAAAGAGUCGUACAAAGUAGGGGAUUACGACGACGAAAUACCAAACUACUCGAGUGGAGCUCUAUCUCUCCCUGGCCCUGAUGACCCCAAGAGGGACCGUCAAAACAUGUCUAUGAUGAAAAGGAAUCAAAAUGGUGAAUUUGACCACAAUAAAUGGUUAUUUGAAACCCAGGGCACUUACGGUUACGGCAAUGCCUAUUGGCCCCAAGACGACGUAUGUGGUGACGAUGGUGAAGGAGGGAUGCAUCGGAGCGCUCUCGACACAUCUGAUAAACCAUGGAGGCCCCUUAGCCGUGUUAUUGAUAUCCCAAAUAGUAUUAUCAGCCCUUACAGGUUGUUGAUUGUUGUCCGCCUUGUUGUCCUUGGUUUCUUCUUGGCAUGGAGAUUGAGACAUCCCAAUCACGAAGCCGUAUGGCUUUGGCUAAUGUCGGUUGUCUGUGAGGUUUGGUUUGCUUUCUCCUGGAUUCUCGAUCAGCUUCCCAAGGUGCAUCCCAUUAAUCGAACUACCGAUUUAGAGGUUUUACGUGAAAAAUUUGAUAUGCCGUCACCUUCAAAUCCCACCGGCCGCUCCGAUCUCCCCGCUGCUGAUGUAUUCGUGUCCACCGCCGAUCCAGAGAAAGAACCACCACUUGUCACUGCCAACACUAUUUUAUCGAUCCUAGCUGUGGAGUACCCUGUGGAGAAACUGGCAUGUUACGUCUCUGAUGACGGUGGAGCCCUUCUUACUUUCGAAGCAAUGGCCGAGGCGGCUAGCUUCGCCGAUUUGUGGGUCCCUUUCUGUAAAAAGCACGAUAUAGAGCCCCGGAAUCCUGAAACCUACUUCUCUCUCAAGGGCGAUCCGACCAAGAACAAGAGUAGGCUGGAUUUUGUCAAAGAUAGGAGGAGAGUUAAGAGAGAAUACGAUGAAUUCAAAGUGAGGAUAAAUGGACUGCCCGAUUCGAUUAGGAGAAGAUCAGAGGCUUUCAAUGCAAGAGAGGAGAUGAAAAUGCUGAAGCAUAGGAGGGAGAGUGGGGCUGACACUUUAGAGCCAAUCAAGGUCCAAAAGGCUACAUGGAUGGCCGAUGGCACACACUGGCCCGGUACUUGGUCCGUUGCGUCUCGUGAGCAUGCCAAGGGCGAUCACGCUGGAAUUCUUCAGGUAAUGUUGAAGCCUCCUAGUAGUGAUCCACUGAUGGGAAGUUCGGAAGACAAGCUUCUGGACUUCAGUGAUGUUGACAUACGUCUGCCGAUGUUUGUGUACAUGUCUCGUGAGAAGCGUCCAGGUUAUGACCACAACAAGAAAGCCGGUGCAAUGAAUGCUCUAGUGCGAUCCUCCGCUGUGUUGUCAAACGGAGCUUUUAUACUGAACCUCGACUGUGACCAUUACAUCUAUAACUGCAAAGCUCUCCGAGAAGGGAUGUGCUUUAUGAUGGAUAGGGGUGGAGAAGACAUUUGCUACAUUCAGUUUCCUCAGAGAUUUGAAGGCAUUGAUCCAUCUGACCGUUACGCCAACCACAACACCGUUUUUUUCGAUGGUAAUAUGCGAGCACUAGAUGGCCUCCAGGGACCGGUUUAUGUUGGCACCGGUUGUAUGUUUCGAAGAUUCGCCCUUUAUGGAUUUGAACCACCAAAAGUAGAUAAAAUAUCUGACAAAAGCUCAGAGACUCAAGCUCUGAAGACAACUGAUUUCGACCCUGAUCUUGAUGUGAAUCUAUUACCCAAACGGUUUGGGAACUCCACAUUGUUGGCUGAGUCAAUCCCCAUCGCUGAAUUUCAAGGCCGUCCCAUCGCCGAUCAUCCUGCAGUCAAGUACGGACGUCCACCCGGCAUUCUACGCGCCCCCCGUGAACCACUCGAUGCAACCACUGUAGCCGAAGCUGUCUCUGUUAUAUCUUGCUGGUACGAGGAUAAGACGGAAUGGGGGGAUCGAGUGGGUUGGAUUUACGGUUCGGUGACAGAGGAUGUGGUGACAGGGUACCGAAUGCACAACCGCGGCUGGCGUUCGGUGUACUGCGUCACGAAACGUGAUGCUUUCCGUGGAUCGGCUCCAAUAAAUCUGACAGACAGGCUCCACCAGGUGCUGAGGUGGGCCACAGGGUCCGUUGAAAUCUUCUUCUCGAGAAACAACGCAUUGCUCGGGACAAGAAAGAUCAAAGUCCUCCAACGCCUGGCAUACCUCAACGUGGGGGUCUACCCCUUCACCUCACUAUUCUUAAUAGUGUAUUGCUUCCUCCCAGCCCUAUCCCUAUUCUCUGGCUUCUUCAUUGUCCAAACGCUCGAUGUGACAUUCCUCGUACUCCUUCUGACCAUAUCCAUAUGCCUGGUGGCCUUAGCACUACUGGAAGUGAAAUGGUCGGGAGUGGGACUGGAGGAGUGGUGGAGGAACGAGCAAUUCUGGCUGAUUUCCGGGACAAGUGCACACUUGGCAGCUGUGGUGCAGGGACUUCUGAAAGUGAUUGCAGGAAUAGAGAUAUCGUUCACGUUGACGUCAAAGUCUGCGGGUGAGGACGUGGACGACAUAUACGCGGACUUGUAUCUAGUGAAAUGGACGUCUUUGAUGAUACCGCCGAUUGUGAUAGGGAUGGUGAAUAUAAUAGCGAUAGUGGUGGCGUUUUCGAGGACAAUAUAUCAGACGGUGCCACAGUGGAGCAAGUUCAUAGGUGGUGCAUUCUUUAGUUUUUGGGUGCUGGCACAUUUGUAUCCAUUUGCAAAGGGGUUGAUGGGGAGGAGAGGGAAGACGCCGACAAUUGUGUUUGUGUGGUCAGGUUUGAUUGCUAUUACAUUGUCAUUGUUGUGGGUUGCUGUUAACCCCUCUAACAACUCCAUGCCAACUGCUGCUGGUGCCGCCUCCGGCUUUACUUUCCCUUGAACUAAUUAUAGUACA
Messenger RNA from Erythranthe guttata (spotted monkey flower), 3775 nucleotides. It is a transcript of the gene CSLD4, whose product is annotated as cellulose synthase like D4. Gene Ontology annotation, biological process: cellulose biosynthetic process. The record is from RefSeq and is a predicted model, not a curated record. Gene Ontology annotation, molecular function: cellulose synthase (UDP-forming) activity. Gene Ontology annotation, cellular component: membrane. NCBI's taxonomy places the organism in Eukaryota, Viridiplantae, Streptophyta, Magnoliopsida, Lamiales, Phrymaceae.